Messenger RNA from Durusdinium trenchii, 2210 nucleotides. NCBI's taxonomy places the organism in Eukaryota, Dinophyceae, Suessiales, Symbiodiniaceae. The record is from the annotation of a GenBank genome assembly.
AAUUGACCAAUCAAAAUUGGAAGUACGGACGUAUAGGGAGUGGCGCAGAUUUGGAAAUCUCAAGAUUCUGGACACCCCGUAGCUGCCCUGGCUCAACAUGCAACUUUUAAGUCUGCAGCUGCAGGCCACCGAGGACAUAGCUCUUCUGGGCAUGAUUGGAUGCCUUUCGGGAAGCGUCAAAAAGAGAGUUUGAAGAGACCUUGGCGGGAUGGAGACCAGCAAAUUCCUCUUGAGGAGGAGUGAGGAGCCUCCAUAGAUUAUACAUAUAGUCCAAAAUCAUGUACUGAGCAUAUUCCCUCCCCCCGUCAUGAAGAUGGGUGUAUGAAGCAUGUAAGAUUCUCCACACAAGGCCGUAAAGUUUCAUUGAAUCCUCAGCAAGGAAGCAGUUGAAGCAGUUUGGGCAGCUAUCUUCAGUUUGGAAGCUCAUGGAAUCAGUUGUCCUGGAGGCAAGAUAAGGCCAAAACAGCCUCAGAUGAUAUUUCCCCUGCGCAGCGUGCGCUGUUGUUUUGUGGGGUUGGGGAAAUGAAAGGAUGUCGCUUGAUCACUUGCGUGCGCUUGACUCGACAGCGUACAUGCACGCCAAGAGGCCAGCGGGCUUGGUUGGUUCAGGAUGAACUUGGGUCAUGUGGAUGUGCAUUUGAGUCAGGAGACCUUCAAUCAAUGGCUUUGGGUCUGUCCUUGUUGCCACAAAUCCAAGGAUUCUACAGGUUAUUGUUUUUGGGCUUUGCGGAAAGGGGACACGCCAUGCCUCUGCCGUCAGACUCCGAGGCCCCGAAACCUUGGCCUUGGCCGCGCGAGACGGCGAAGGCCUUCGUGGAGCUGAUGCAGCGCGUCGCGAGACGAUGCGAGGAGCGGUGCGCGCGCAGCGCAGCCCUUGCCAGGCAUGGAGGAUAGACAAACUCCCUUGCACCGCCCUGAUGCAUCACUUCCCUCUUUGCCGAAGAACGGUGAGUAGCCAGCAGCGUGCAGGGGUGGCCCAUGCCGAAGCCGGUCGACCUCCUGGUCAUGCCACACUGCAGUGCUUACACCACUUGCCGGACUUGAGGACUUCGAUCCAUGCCUAUCAGCCCCCAGCGGCUGAGGGCCGAGAUAUCGACGCAGUGCUCACGGCUCAACUUCGAAGCGUGAACACACAACUCACCAGCACGACCGACUCCAUCGUGCCGAUGCAAUUCGUCAUGGCGCUGCGCCAGCGCUUUCCCAGGUUUGCAGAGAUGCAAAAUGGCGCCUAUAUGCAGCAGGACGCGGACGAGUGUCUGCGUGGUUUGCUCACCUCAUUGGCCACCACCCUGCCAGGCAGCAGCGAAAGCUCUAACAGGGUGGACGAACUUUUUGGCUAUCGACUGAAAUCCUCGCUGAAGUGCUUGGAAUGCGAUGAAGAGCCUCCACAGGAGAGUGAAGAGUUGACACGGGUUUUGAUGUGCCACCUGGGUACUCAGACGGAGCCGGUGUCCCACAUCACUCAAGGGGUUCAACUUUCCUUGAAGGAACACAUUGAAAAGAACUCCCCGGUCUUGGGCCGCAAUGCGCAGUAUGAGAAGACCUCGACGCUGGAAAGCCUGCCGCCCUACCUCAUUGUGCAGUUCGCACGCUUCGGGUACAAGGGCGCCAACGAGUGGGCCGGCACCAGCGCGGCGAAGGUGAAGCUCACGCGAAAAUGUGCCUUCACGCACACCUUCGACAUCUUGGAGUGCGCCUCCGACGAUCUCAAGAAGAAGCUCUCGGUGGGGCGUUUGCGGAAGAAGGAGGUGGAAGAUGCUGAACUGGAACGGUUGAAGAAAGCCUUGGACAAGAGUGCCAAGGAUGAAGAUGUCGAGAUGAAGCCCGUGGAGGAUGCAGCAGCAGCGGCUGCGGUGGGCGUGGAGGAGCUGGACACUGGCUAUUACCAGUUGGUGGGGAUCAUCUCGCACAAGGGCCGCACCGCCGAUGGAGGCCACUAUGUUGGAUGGACCUUGCACAAGAAGGCCGAUGGCAAGGACCUCAAGGAUGAUCAGUGGGUGCUCUUUGAUGAUGAUGAAGUCAGCUUUGUGAGCUGGAAAGAUAUGACAGGGAUGAGCACAGACUUGUGCGGUGGCAAGGCUGACACACAGAUCGCUUACAUCAACAUCUACAAGAAGGUCACCGUUGCUGCCGACCCCGGGCAGUCUUUGGGUGCAGCCUCUUCAACUGAAAAGGAAGAAGAUGUGAAGAUGGAAGCUGGAUAUUCCUGA